AUGAGUCUCUUGCGAUCCAGCGUAUGCAGGGCAUGCCGACGGUCACAGCAAAUUCGCUGGCACAGAGGCUUUGCGACAGCCACUAGCCCGUCGUAUGACAACCGCGUGAAGCUGGUCGAGGUUGGACCUCGAGAUGGCCUGCAGAACGAGAAAAUGGCGAUUCCUCUGGAGACGAAGCUCGAGCUUAUUGAACGGCUAGCUCUGACAGGAGUCUCUACCAUUGAGGCCGGCUCCUUUGUUGCCCCAAAAUGGGUUCCCCAGAUGCGCAAUUCUAGCGAAAUUCUUCAACAUAUUCUUGAUGGCAAGAUCUCCUCACCCGGUCCAAUUUCUUAUUCUUUCCUUGCUCCGAAUAAUAAGGGCCUGCAGUCUGCCGCAGGCGUCCUCAACGCCAAUACCGGAAAGUUCGCAACACAAAUGGAGCCUGCUACUGGAGGAGAUGCAGCCACCAAGCCAAACGUUGAAAUUGCUGUUUUCGCUGCCGCCACCGAAAGCUUUACACAGAAGAAUCUUAACUGCGAUAUUAAGACCUCGCUGGAGCGCUUCAAAGCGGUGAUCCAGGACUCCAAGGCUAUGGGUCUCCGGGUGCGAGCCUACAUCUCCGUGGUCCUAGGAUGUCCUUUUGAGGGCUUCGAUGUUGACCCUCACAAGGUAGCAGAAAUUGCCACGGACCUUCUUGAGGCGGGUGCAGAUGAGAUCUCGCUUGGUGACACUACAGGCAUGGGCACGGCGCCUCGAACAGGAGCUCUCCUUCAGUGCAUGUCUGCAGCAGGCAUUCGAACCGAGGAUAUUGCCAUGCACUUCCACGAUACAUACGGUCAAGCUCUAGUAAAUACUGCUGUAUCCUUGGAGCACGGUAUUAGAACAUUUGAUAGCAGUGUCGGUGGACUGGGUGGCUGCCCUUACAGCCCUGGUGCUACUGGUAAUGUCUCUACAGAAAACAUGGUCUAUUUUAUGGAAACUCUAGGCAUGGACACAGGUAUCAAUUUGGAUGCUAUGUCUGAUAUCGGAGCGUGGAUUACAAAGGAGUUGGGUAAGGAAAAUGGAAGUACAGUGGGCAAGGCGGUUCUUGGAGCUCGAACCAGAACCAAACAAGAGGCGGCUAAAGCUUAA
Molecule: messenger RNA, 1110 nt
Organism: Fusarium sp. VM40
Lineage: Eukaryota; Fungi; Ascomycota; Sordariomycetes; Hypocreales; Nectriaceae
Source: the annotation of a GenBank genome assembly